Messenger RNA from Exophiala oligosperma, 1620 nucleotides. RefSeq lists its product as uncharacterized. Lineage: Eukaryota; Fungi; Ascomycota; Eurotiomycetes; Chaetothyriales; Herpotrichiellaceae. The coding region runs from base 461 to 1309 and encodes 282 amino acids. The transcript is spliced from 2 exons. Gene Ontology annotation, cellular component: endoplasmic reticulum; plasma membrane. The record is from RefSeq and is a predicted model, not a curated record.
GUUCGAUCUUAUCUAUACUGCUACCGCGUCCGAGUGCCCCUGGCAUGAUCUUAUGGUGGACUUUCAGAAUGUCCGGAUUGUUUCGAUCGGUCCACUCCGAAAGAGUACUAGCUGUCAACCAGAAGUAUUCGGUUAAAAAAGGUACAGUUGGGAAUCGUGACGGAGUAUCUAAUUCUCCAGGGUUUCCCAAAACACAAAGUCCGAUUCAAUGAAAGAAAUAAAUCAAUCGAUCCAGAUGGAGAUUGGAUGUGAAGCUGAUCAAUACAGAGUAUCAUUGUCAACAUCAUGGGUACCCAUAGAAGUUAUUCGAGAAGGGAUGGCUAUAAAGUCGAAGUCGUCCAGGCGCUGCCUACGUUUCCAACUCGUCUUUCAUUCGAACCCACCAAUUCACCGGCAAUCGGCGUCUGAUAAAAUACAAACAAACACAGCUGAAGUGACGGUCUUUGCUCGAUAAAGGACCAUGGACUUGUUAGCUCGAGGAAACGACGCCCUCAAUACCAACCCUCCCAUUGGGGUGGACUUGAGCCUCUCCGUCAACGGUUCCGACUGGCUCUGGGCUGUCACGGCCGUCCAUCUAUUGUUUUUCUUCAUCGUCCUGGUUCCAUCCUUCACUUCUCCCGAAAGCAAGAGAGUUUUCAACUAUACUCUGUCCAUUGCCUUGUUGAUCGGCUCCGCCUGCUACUAUGCCCAGGCGUCCGACCUCGGGUGGGACGCUGUUCAGCAAGAGAACGGCCUUACGCGACAGAUCUUUUACGCCCGGUACAUCAACUGGACCGUUUCCUUUCCGGCCAUCGCCCUGUCCCUUGGCUUGAUGUCGGGCGUUUCGUGGACCACGAUAAUCCUCAAUAUUGUCCUCUCGUGGACUUGGGUACUGACCUACCUCGUCGGGGCGUACACCACCACCGCCUACAAAUGGGGCUUCUUCGCUUUCGGCACCUUUGCUUACGUCAUUCUCGCCAUGAGCACGCUCAACGAGAGCCGUGAAUCGGCAGAGGUUCUGGGCUACUCUCGCCAUUACAUGAUCCUCUCCGGCUGGGUCAAUCUUUUGUGGCUCUUGUAUCCUGUUGCCUGGGGCUUGAGUGAAGGUGCAAACGUCAUUGGCGUCACCGGAGGCUUCAUCUUUUUCGGUGCACUCGACGUGCUUCUGUUGCCGGUUUUGAGUGUUGGCUUCCUGGUUCUGUCUCCCGGCUGGGAUUGGGCAAAGCUCCAACUCGACUUUAGCGAAUAUCGCGGCGUCCGAUCGAUCGACAACCAACCUACCAAGGAGACUGUCCCUUCAACGGAGGAUAAUAAUUCGACGGCCAUCUAAUGUCUCGCGGCUAGGCUAACGGAAGAACGGAUUGUAAGGUGGGAAAGGUCAAGAGCCUGUUGGUCACAGGAGCAUUUGUGUCAAGUGGAUUUUUCUUGUGAUGUUCAAAGUCGUUCAUUUCCAAAACGAAAAAGCACUGCUUGCAUCCCGGCGCUCGCUGUUCUCGAGUUGCAUCUUUGCUGGCUCUGAACGACUCUUUCAUAUUUUACAUUUGGAUUUGGGCUUGACUUGAAAGUCUGCAAUAGAGUUAUUGGUACGGAUAGAAACAAUUAAAUGGGACGCCUUGUUGUGAGUACGUGCCUCAAUUCAGG